AUGUCUAUACUUUGUGAUUAUAGUAUCAAUAAAAUGAACAAAACAUUUCUAAUUGCUUUAGUAGUUUUAAUUAUCAGUAUGAUUUGUAUGGUUGCCAAUGCCAAUCCAGGUGACCGUUAUUGUUGGCAUAAGGGCAAUAGUAUCGAUUUUUUUAAUGAACCAGGAUAUCAUGUAAGAGGUGGAUUUAAAACGACGGUACCAAAAGAGUUGCGAUCGAUAUUCGGUCAGCUCGAGUUUGAGAGUGUCAUUCAAAAGAUCAAUGCAGAGUCGAGCUUGACCAAAGAUAUCGGGAUGCUCAUCACCACUUCACUCACGCUCAUCGUUGAGUUGGUCAUGUUUGCCAUGUCGAUCUACUACUCGAACGACUUGUUCAUGGCGAUGAACACGAUUAGCGCGGUGGUCUGUGCAUUCUCGAUAUUCAUAGCGUUCCGCAGCUAUCGUAAGCUCAAGGUGAAGCGAUUCAACAACGCACUGAUCGAAGCGAACAACUACUUUAAGAGUAGGAACAUCGGGUUCUACCCAAACUAUCAGUAUACAAAGAGCGGUACAAAGGUAUCGAUCAAAAUCGAGUAUGACGACGUCAAGAAGAAACCGACCACCUCUUAUGCCAGUGGAUACAACGAGCCCUCCUCAUAUAACUAUAACAACUUUUCAACCAAUGAUAUACCAGAUUAUGGUCAACCACAAAAACAACAACAACAGCAACAACAACAUCAAUCAAUUCAACUACAACCACAGCCAUCACAACAAGUACAUUUACAAGUACAACAACCAGUCUAUUCACAGACUGCAAGCACAACAAAUUCACAAAUACCAAGCUUUUCACCAUAUAUAGAUAAGCUGGUAAACACCAUCAGUGGUAAAAACAAUCAAACUGAUAACAAACAAGCCUACAUAAAUAAUAAUCAAGUUAAUAAUAAUAAUCAAGUCAAUAAUAAUCAUACUAACAACAAUAGAAUGAUAAUGAAUAAUAACAACAGUAGCUACAACAAUAACAAUUACAACAACCACAACAACAACAAUUAUAUAAAUCCAAAUGUAAAUAAUAAUAUCAAUCAACAAAAUACUUUUAACAAUAACUAUAAUAAUAACCAUAGUAAUAAUAUUGGCCUCAUUAAUAAUAAUAAUAAUAAUAAUAAUAAUAAUAAUAAUAAUAAUAAUAAUAAUAACAAUUAUAACCAUAAUAGCAACAUCAACAAUAAUAACAACCAAAAUAAUGAUACCCAAAGAAAUAAUAGUAGUAAUAGUAAUAAUAAAUCAGUAUCUGAUAUUCCAAUUAAAUUCACAAAGAUAGACUAUACAGAUGAUUUUUAA
Messenger RNA from Heterostelium album PN500, 1314 nucleotides. RefSeq lists its product as uncharacterized. Bases 1 to 1314 code for a protein of 437 amino acids. Lineage: Eukaryota; Evosea; Eumycetozoa; Acytosteliales; Acytosteliaceae. The transcript has 4 exons. The record is from RefSeq and is a predicted model, not a curated record.